UGAAAUCUGUAAACUCAACAUUUGUGCAACUGGAUCUCUCAGCCUGGAGUUCGGGUGGAUGUCCUAUCAAAUUCUACACAGUGAAAUAUCGAAUGAAUGGACAUACUGAAUGGGUGGAAGUUUCAAAUAACGUUGAUGGAAAUAUGACGUCUUUUACGGUUCGAGACCUACGCUCAGCCACAUGGUAUUGGAUGAAAUUGACUGCACACAACGAAGCAGGUUCCACAGAAAGUUUAUUUAACUUUGGAACACUUACUUACAGCGGAAGUACAAUCCGCCCAUUAUUUGUGGUACAUCGUAAAGAAGGUAAAUUCUAUGAGAAGAUAUAUGUCAUGUUACCCCUGUGCACAGGAAUUGUCCUCAUUCUAGUUGCUGCCGUGGCUGUCCUUCUGUGGUGCCGGAGACGCAGUGAAAGACUUCGGUUUAAAGAAACGGCUUCAAACCUACGUCGGGACAUCACAGCGGAGACAUCAUUAAUGAACGACUUGGACAAGCGAUUGAACCUUGACAUGGACUGUGGAGGAGGUAUGCCGGACUCGUUCUGCAAACGCAAUCUAAGUUUACUGACUUCUGCAACGCUGCCGGAAUUGAUGGCUAACAAUGGCAGAGCGAAUGGGUCGGCAGGCAGCGAGCAUACCUCAUGGUUGUUUCAUACAGCCUAUCCAUCAUGGGAUGGAGGCAAGAAUUCCGGUGACAUCUCUUAUGCCCCGAAUCGAGCAGGUAUCGCAGUACAUCCCUGGUCCUCGCCGUACGCUGCGACUCUCUCUACUCGUUAUGCCAGUAACACCGCCCCUAAAACAGUCACAUCCUACAAAACAAAGCCGUAUUCCAGUAAUGUUUACGACACCACCGCGCCCUACGCAUCGGUUUCAGUCGACGCAUUAGACGACACAAACCCUUAUGCCACCAUUAAUCAACUAAGCAUCACUAUCAACCCAUCAAAACCAGGGCUUCAUGCGAACUCUCAGUCUUCCGAUGAGGAUACAGUGGGUUUAGAAAAGGCUGCUGCUCAAAGACAGUUAUAA
This is a messenger RNA of Octopus bimaculoides (California two-spot octopus), 1025 nucleotides long. RefSeq names its product cell adhesion molecule Dscam1. The record is from RefSeq and is a predicted model, not a curated record. Gene Ontology annotation, biological process: cell-cell adhesion. NCBI's taxonomy places the organism in Eukaryota, Metazoa, Mollusca, Cephalopoda, Octopoda, Octopodidae. Gene Ontology annotation, molecular function: protein binding.